Astyanax mexicanus (Mexican tetra) is the source of this 2159-nucleotide messenger RNA. It is a transcript of the gene metrnlb, whose product is annotated as meteorin like, glial cell differentiation regulator b. The transcript has 4 exons. Bases 108 to 1040 code for a protein of 310 amino acids. Gene Ontology annotation, molecular function: hormone activity. NCBI's taxonomy places the organism in Eukaryota, Metazoa, Chordata, Actinopteri, Characiformes, Acestrorhamphidae. The record is from RefSeq and is a predicted model, not a curated record. Gene Ontology annotation, biological process: energy homeostasis; positive regulation of brown fat cell differentiation.
CCUCCAGUCUGUAGUUAGAAUCAGACACACACGCACGCACACACGCAGGCUCGCGCGCGCUCGGAGGGAUGAGUUCGGUGGUGAGUUGGAGCAGCGCGCGCUGAGAGAUGAGCGCGGGGAGGACGGUGUGUUUGUGCGCGCUCGCGCUGCUACUGCUGCUGUUGGCCAGGUGCGCGCGCGGCGAAGCGGCCCAGUACUCCAGCGACCAGUGCAGCUGGAGGGGCAGUGGUCUCACUCAUCAGUCUCACCUGCGGGAUGUGGAACAGGUGUAUCUGAGGUGUUCUGAAGGUUCUCUGGAGUGGCUCUACCCCACAGGAGCCAUCAUCCUGAACCUCAGGCCCAACACGGACCCGGCACAGAACCUGCAACGCUCUCAGACCCCUCAGGCGGCGGCUCGGGGGGUGUGUCUGCGGCCGCGUGCCGGCUCCAGCGGCGCCUCGGUGUUCCUGCGGCAGGACGGGGAGCUGACGCUGCUGCUGAGCGAGGAGGACCAGGCGUCCGGCCGGCAGCGCUGCUUCAGCCUCCCGCAGCAGGGGGCGCUGUUUAUAGAGGCUACAGCUCACAGAGACAUCAGCAAGAGAGUCACCGCCUUCCAGUACCAGCUGACCAGCGGAGGAGACCAAUCAAAUUCAAAUUCAGCUGCAGGUGUGUGUAGAUCCUGCACUGAUGAGCAGAUCCUCAUGGCCGUCUGCACCAGUGACUUCGUGGUGAGGGGCAUCAUCCAGUCCAUUGAGGAAGAUGAGGAUGAUGAAGGUCAGGGAUCGUUGGAGGUGUUAUCCAGUCGUGUGUUUCGGCAGAAGAAGCGAGUGUUCCUGCCGGCCGGCGGUGGGAUCCGCGGGCCUGCCCGGUGGUCAGGUCUCAUAAGAGUCCAGAAAAAGUGUGGACUGGAACUGGAACGAGGGGCGGAGCUUCUGUUCACUGGGUCAGUGAGGUUCGGGGAGGCGUGGCUUGGUUGUUGGUCUCAAUAUAAAGACUUCCUUCAGAUUUAUCACUCAGCUCUGGAGACGGGAACCAACCCCUGUCAUAUACAUACUGACUGAACACAGGAACACUUUCACUUUUCAUGGAACCCUUGAAGAACCUUCUUUUUUAAGGAUGUUCUACCUGAAAAGUUCUUCCUCAAAGGGUUCUUUAUAAAAGAGAAAAGACAAUGGUUCUAUAGAGUAUAUAAAGAAUAUUCAAAUCUCUGAGUGGUCUCAAACCACAUACAGCUCUGUAAAAAUGAAGAGUUCACUUCAGUUUCUCUGAUUUUUGAUUUUAUAGGUUUAUGUUUAAGUAAAAUUAACAUAAUUAUAUGUUAUAAUUAAUUGUUUUAUUCUAUAAACUACAGACAGCAUUUCUCCCAAAUUCCAAAUAAAAAAUAUUCUCAUUUAGAGCAUUUAUUUACAGAAAAUGAGAAAAAAAGAUGCAGAGCUUUCAGACCUCAAAUAAUGCAAAGAAAACAAGUUCAUAUUCAUAAAGUUUUAAGAGUUCAGAAAUAAUCAAUAUUUAGUGGUUUUUAAUCACAGUUUUUUUCAUGCAUCUUGGCAUCAUGGUCUCCUCCACCAGUCUUACACACUGCUUUUGGAUAACUUUAUGCUGCUUUACUCCUGGUGCAAAAAUUCAAGCAGUUCAGUUUGGUGGUUUGAUGGUUUGUGAUCAUCCAUCUUCCUCUUGAUUAUAUUCCAGAGGUUUUUCAUUUGGUAAAAUAAAAGAAACUCAUCAUUUUUAAGUGCUCUCUUAUUUUUUUACAGAGCUGUAUAGGACCACUGCUUUUUCUGUUGAACACCUUCUUGUAAAGACCUAAAGAUGCAUGAGUUCUUCAGUAAAGACAGUGGUUUAUAAAGUGUUUAAAUGUUUGAAGAACUCCUUUUUAAUGAUUUAUCAAGGGGUUCUUCACAAAAUGCAGCAGUUCUAAGAAGUGCUCCAGCGGUGCUUUUGUUAGAAAGCUUUGUGAAUAGUUAGAUCAGUCGAUUUUUCAGACUGAGACUGUGUGUAGUUGUGUGUGUAAAUACAGUGUGUGUGUGUGUGUGUUUUCUCAGAUUGUGUAAUUUAACCAGGAAUAAAGUAUUCACUUCCUGGAGACAGUUGUGAGAAUAUAACCUGUACAUGUGCGAUUUACCUUCUCCAUCACCACCAAACUCAAACCAACUCCAAUAAACCAUCAAUUAUAACCCAAA